Messenger RNA from Corticium candelabrum, 1840 nucleotides. RefSeq lists its product as uncharacterized. Lineage: Eukaryota; Metazoa; Porifera; Homoscleromorpha; Homosclerophorida; Plakinidae. The record is from RefSeq and is a predicted model, not a curated record. Bases 755 to 1609 code for a protein of 284 amino acids. The transcript has a single exon.
CCUUAAUUCUGGUAACAAGUGAUCGCGUUUCCAAUCUUGGCUCGUUCCUCUGACUUCCGUCUGGUUGGCUAUGCUGCACGGGCUGAGACCGCGAGGGCGUAGACGUACACCAUGUGGAGGCCUGUCUGUGCGUGUGGGCCGUGUGAGAAUGGCUUCAUACUCCCUACCGUAUCGUCUGGCGGAAAGCGGUCACCAGCAACCGCUACCGUGGUAGUCAUGUCGCUAGCGAUCCAUUGCAACUGAUAAAACCACCAAAUAAUAUAUGGAUACUAUUGAUUAAAGAAUAUUAGAGGAGAGGAAUUGUGGUGGCACUUGAUGCAAACAGUAAACGCUUAAGAGUGGCAACAGCAUGGUUGCGCUCUGUUCGUGUGAUAAGGAGACCGUAAUGGGUGAAUAGAGUAAUCUAGUCGUGCGGCUAUUAGCGAUUAUGUCCCGUCCGUUCUGUUUUGAAACUAUUAGCGGCAAUGACGCCUAAUGCGAUUAUGCGAUGCGCUUAUGUUCCGUGCUAACACAUUGCUGUAAGGCUACAGCGAAUCAGACAGUAGAGCGGCCUCGAGGUCGGCGCUACUAACAAAACCCUCAAAGGUUGUGAGAGACAAAUGAGAGGAGGGCCGCCCACUAAUUAGAGCGUUUGCCUAGCUGAACAACUCGGUAUAUAAGAACUUCUUCUUGCACUCAACUUCAUUGGCACUCUGGUCUUCGGUGAUAAUCUCUCUGAUUCGUGUAGACUGUGUAGGUGUCUUGUAAAGAUCCGAUGGCAAUGGCUGCUGUUGAUACUGUCAGAUGCGAAUCUAGUGCGAACCUAAACGGAUCAUCUGAUACGACCACUUCUCUGCUCAACUUCGUCAACGUUGCGUCGACAAACAUCAAGCUGGCAAUGGAUCGCCCGUGCAAGUCAAGACGCAAGGUCAAUCAUCGACGCUACCUUCAGAAACACUUAAGGAGACCGGCAUCUGCAGGGAGAGCAUCCUCGGCCGGUGUCGAUCAGUUUGCUCUCAACUUGGCGUGGAUGAAUAACCCCGCUAAAGCGUGCGCCAAUGGUGGUGUCAGUCCCUAUGCUAGACAGCAAAACCAGACGCCUGCCGCAACGUCACGACAACUUCAGGCGCGUUACCAACAGCAAAGAGGCAUCGAAACCUCAACAAACGCUGGCGACCAGCUGUGUGAAGUCAUAGCCGCUCUCGAUUGGCUCGACGCUGACGUGGCGGAGCUGUGGGACAAAUGGUCGGACGGAGACGCGAGCUCUUGCUCGGGCAGUGACGGUGCACCUUCGCCUCUCUCGCAGCUCUCGGACAAGGACAUUAGCGAUGUUCUCACUACGAACCCCGAUGCUUCUCUUUCCUCAUCACUUCUAGAGCUGCUCGACCUGCCUGAGAAACCAUACGAGUUGACGCUAGGCAACAGUGCGGCGUUAGACUAUCAAUACCAACAGCAACAACGAAAUGCGUGGCCACAGUUGGGAAAUUGCGGCGCACAAUGGCCGACAAAGUCACAGCAACCCACACCGACCUUUACAUCUUCGGGCACGAAGCCUCUUUCGCACUACUCGCCUUACACAAUCGGAUAUCAGCAGCAGACAAAUAACUUCCUUUCCUGCCGGUUUCAGUGAAAGAUGACUAGAGGUAGGAAUUGAAAAUAGUUUACUACGGAAGCCACGACAAAGCGCUGGAAGCUGCCGCCGACCGAGACUUCGAUUCGGAGACGUUUUAGAGAGACAGGAAAGACAAUUUAUAGAUUUCUAUCAAUUUUAUAAGUUUUAACGCUAUUUGCUGCUUUUGCACGGUAAUUGCUGUUAGUUUUCGAUUAAUAUGAUGUGUAUGGCACCGGUUGCCACAACUCA